AUGUUCUCCCUACCCUUUCCCAUUAGGCACUUCUUAACGAGCUCUAAUUUAACAUUACGUUCAGUACUAAUCUUCCUACGGGUUACCCACAGCUACCGCAAUUUGCUUACAUCCUUUACAUCAUACCCUUAUAUAACCGUUCCAUCUUCUUUUAUACACAACAUAUACAAAUAUUUAGGUCCUCCUAUGGCUCCACUUGGGUUGGAUCCUUUGGCUACAAGACCUUAUCGCGAAAUAUACGUGGGAAACAUUCCGCCUGUUAGUGACGUUUCCACCCUACUUGAUUUUUUAAACGAAGCUUUAAUAGCUAUAAAUGGCACAAGUAUGCCUGGAAAUCCAUGUCUUAAAGGUUGGAUUAGUUCAGACAGUCACUAUGCGUUUAUUGAGCUUAGAACAAUGGAGGAAGCCAGUAAUUGCAUGCAACUGACGGGACUCAACUGCAUGGGUUACAACAUCCGUGUGAAUAGACCAAAGACAUACACUCCUGAAAUGUUGGCACUUGCUCCAUCGCCUACAGUGCCAACUUUGGAUCCAAGUCUUUUGGCAAUGGGCCUCAAGGCUCUCAAAAAUGCAAGGGAGCAGAUUGUGGCAGCUUCUGAUAUUCUUGCCACUGAAAAGGCAAAGGCCAUGACAGAUCGUCUCUGUAUCAUAGAUAUACCAUCAGAGACUCAAGAUUCUGAUUUAAAAUCUGCAAUUGAAGCUAUAGGCCAAGUAAAGUACAUUCACUUUAUAAAUGAUGACCCGAGUAAACGGGUAUGCCUAUUUGAAUACCAGCACAUUGAACAACAAAAAAUCGCAUUGGAACAACUUCCUGCUAACCACAAGGUAAUUAUGGCCAUUGAUGCCGUUACUCAGGGAAUAAUAAAUCCAUCGUAUAUACGCCAACAACUUGAAAAGUGCGAAAUAAUGAGACCGGAGGUACCAACAAGGGUGUUGUGGCUCUCUAAUCUCGUCUCUAAGGAGGAACUGGAUGAUGAUGCGGAAUACUUUGACAUUAUAGAUGACGUCAGGACAGAAUGCGAAGAUUAUGGUCAAGUUAUUAGACUAGAACUUCCAAGAGUACCAAAGGGAUUGACGGAGGAAGAAAUGAAGACGGUUGAUACGUCCAGUGUAGGCUGUGCAUUUGUACUCUUUACGACAAUUGAUGGGUGUACCAAGGCUAGAAAGAUUCUCGGAGGCAGAAGAUUUGGACCUCGCAUUGUCGAUGCGCAUUACUUUAGUGAAUUGUACUUUUUAACCGGAAGACUCGGAAAUCCCAUACCAAACUUGGAAAGGGAACAUUCAUCACUCUACAAUCCAAAGAUUGUCACUGAUCCAAACUCGGCCGCCGACAUUCUCAGGGAACUUGAGGAAAAACAAAAGGCGUGA
Messenger RNA from Theileria equi strain WA, 1368 nucleotides. RefSeq lists its product as hypothetical. Gene Ontology annotation, molecular function: pre-mRNA 3'-splice site binding; poly-pyrimidine tract binding. Gene Ontology annotation, cellular component: nuclear speck; commitment complex; U2-type prespliceosome. The transcript has a single exon. The coding region runs from base 1 to 1368 and encodes 455 amino acids. The record is from RefSeq and is a predicted model, not a curated record. Lineage: Eukaryota; Apicomplexa; Aconoidasida; Piroplasmida; Theileriidae.